Periconia digitata is the source of this 322-nucleotide messenger RNA. The record is from the annotation of a GenBank genome assembly. NCBI's taxonomy places the organism in Eukaryota, Fungi, Ascomycota, Dothideomycetes, Pleosporales, Periconiaceae.
AUGCCUACAUAUGUACCUAGGUACUUACAUUGCUCAGUACCCAAGUACCUACUUACUCCUCGCGGUAAUUCUUGUUACCUUUUGGCAAUCAAAUCUUGCACAUCCAUUGCAGAUUUCCCGGUCCGUCGCUCUGUUUCGUAUCUUUGCUUCAGUCCGUUUCUGUUGCCUUCAUCCCGUACUCUCUCUCUCUCUCUCUCUCUCUCUCUCUUUCGUGUUCACUCUCUUGCAGUAGCCUCUUUGGCUCUUUCUCUGCCCAAGCACAGCGUUAUUCAAUAGGCAUGCAUUGGCAGCACCUCAGUUUGUGUGUAUUGUUGCAAAUAAC